AUGCUGUUUCCGAUCCAACCAAGUGUCGAUUGGAGUGGGGAUCAAGGACGGUUGUAUUCGUGGGGUACACAGAUUUUCGGCCAACUGGGCCACGGGGAGGAACUGGAGCAAGAACACGUCGCUGAAUUAACCACCGAAACAGAUGAAGAUAUCGAAGCAAGGAUCGAAACCGGACAUCCUAACGACAAUCUUGACGGCGAAAAAGACAGCGAAGAAGGAGAAGAACCGCCGGAAAAAGUUGUGAUCGUCGAGAGAAUCCCGAGACUAGUGGAAGGCCUGAAUGGACAUAACGUGGUUAAAAUCUCCGCUGGGAACCACUUCGCUGUCGCCAUCACAAGUACUGGCUUAGUAUUUUCAUGGGGUCGAGGUUGUUUCGGUCAGCUUGGCAAUGGCAAAGUGGCUGACGUGAGUACCCCCACUCCAAUCGAAUCUCUGAAAGACUAUACCGUCAUUGAUAUCGCGGCUGGGAGCGAUCACGUGAUUGGAGUUAUCGUUCCAAGAGAAGCAUUCCAUCGGUCAGACCAACACGAAGAGAGUCUAGCAACUGAACACUCCGUCGUGAUGGUCUGGGGUCAAGGCAAGCACGGAUGUUUGGGCUUGGGUGGCUCUAGCAACGAGCUACUCCCAACAGAGAUUGUCUUCUUUCGAGGCUUAGGAGCCGUCAAGGCUGCGGCUGGAGCAGGUCAUUCCUUAGUUUUGUGCAGAGCUGGUGCUCAAACGUUCUUGUAUGCGUUUGGAGGCAACCAUUUGGGUCAGCUUGGAAUUGCUUCCAGUGCUGACCACGUUGACAUGCCUUCGUUUCUGGACGAGUUUGUCAAUGUUCAUGUAGCAGACAUUGGCGCUGGAGCGCAGUUUUCUGCAGCUCUAACGAGUGAUGGCCAAGUAUUCACGUGGGGAGAUGCUCGCUAUGGCAAAACCUGUAGAGCCGACGGACGCACAACGUAUGUACCGUGGAGUGUUGAUCUACCAAGCAACAUUCCUAGCACUGCUUUCGUCACUCAACUCUCGGUUGGCUCGUAUCAUUGCUUAGCUCAAUUACGAAUCGGUGGCCAAAUCGACCGAUGGAGGAAGUUCUCGCUUGGUGGCAUUACACCAGCUCUACGCCACGAGGAGCACAACCGUAAAGAAGCUCGCAAACUACAACACAAAGUGUUCUUGGCAUCUUCGUCCAGUGUGAUACUUGCCAAAUAUCGCCACUCUGUCGACUGUGUUGCCGUCGAUGUCACAUAG
This is a messenger RNA of Phytophthora nicotianae INRA-310, 1230 nucleotides long. RefSeq lists its product as hypothetical. The record is from RefSeq and is a predicted model, not a curated record. The transcript has 5 exons. The coding region runs from base 1 to 1230 and encodes 409 amino acids. NCBI's taxonomy places the organism in Eukaryota, Oomycota, Peronosporomycetes, Peronosporales, Peronosporaceae.